Messenger RNA from Oreochromis aureus, 3017 nucleotides. RefSeq names its product actin-binding LIM protein 1-like. The record is from RefSeq and is a predicted model, not a curated record. Gene Ontology annotation, cellular component: stress fiber; actin cytoskeleton. Lineage: Eukaryota; Metazoa; Chordata; Actinopteri; Cichliformes; Cichlidae. The coding region runs from base 107 to 1870 and encodes 587 amino acids. Gene Ontology annotation, biological process: cytoskeleton organization; cilium assembly; lamellipodium assembly. Gene Ontology annotation, molecular function: actin filament binding. The transcript is spliced from 20 exons.
CCCCUGGCCUCUGUGUUGUGGAACCACCCUUUUCUCUUGGACCAGCAGUCCAGUUAGUGCCUCUCCUCACUCACGCCGUGAGCUCCAGCGCAGAAGAACAGAAACCAUGAAACAGAAAGUACUACACACCCAGGAUGGCUGCCACCCCUGCCCUCCAGCAGGGAAGAAGGUAAUCUGCUGCUUCAGGUGUGGGGAGUCAUGCAGAGGAGAGGUGCUGCGUGUUCAGAGCAGCUACUUCCACAUAAACUGCUUUACAUGCAAAGUGUGUGGCUGUGAUUUAGCUCAGAGUGGCUUCUUCAUGAGGAAUGGGGACUACCUCUGCCCGCUGGACUUCCAGCGACUUCACGGCACAGCUUGCAACAGCUGUGGAGAAUUUGUGGAGGGAGAGGUGGUCACGGUGUUGGGGAAGACCUACCACACAGCCUGCUUUGUUUGCACCAUUUGCAAACAGCCUUUUCCUGCUGGGAAUUGUGUCACCUUCAUUGGAAAAGACUGCCUCUGUCAGCGCUGUAUGGAACCUGUGUCGCCGUCUCCAAACGCCACCAGCUAUUCCAGCAACUGCACUGGCUGUGGUAGAGACAUCAAGAAUGGACAGGCUCUAUUAGCCCUCGGAGGCCAGUGGCACCUAGGCUGCUUCAAGUGUAAAACCUGCAGGAAAGUGCUGAGCGGAGAAUAUAUCAGCAAGGAUGGAGUUCCCUACUGUGAGAGAGACUACCAGAUUCAGUUUGGGGUAAAAUGUGAAGCAUGUCAGAAGUUUAUAACUGGAAAACUCUUAGAGGCUGGGGACAGACAUUAUCACCCCAGCUGUGCAAGAUGCAGCCGAUGCGACAGGAUGUUCACAGAAGGAGAAGAAAUGUAUGUGCAAGGAUCAGUAAUUUGGCACCCAGAUUGCAGAGAAACCAGCAGAAUGGAGGACAGCUACAGGCGCACUAGAUCAUCAUCUGAAAGCUCCUGUUCCAGGCCGGGCUCGUGCACUCCUGGCAGCCCAGGUCGAACUAUCUGUGCCAAAGUAGAUAAUGAGAUCAUUGAUUACAGAGACUUAGCAGCAAUUCCCAGAGUCAAGGCUAUAUACGAUAUUGAGUAUCCUGAUAUGAUAUCUUAUAAGUCUGUGAAUGACCACCCCUCUACUCUGGAUGAGAAAGGAAACACACAACACAGCCAAAGAGUCCAAAAAAGUCCUGCAGAGUCACAAGAAAUCAAAAUUGAACCCACAGAGGAGAGUUUUGAAAUAAGAACACGUGUACCAAAAUCUACAAGCCAAGGCCCUUUAGGACUUCAUACAUUGUACCAUCGUCAUAGCUACACUCCAACUUCGUCCAGAUCACCACAGCACUUCCAUCGACCAGGGUUCCCGCUUUCUUCCUCUUUAUUCUGUGGCAACACUGGCACUUCCCCUCCUUCUCUUUUAUAUCACACCUUUCCCUCUCAAAGCAAAGCAGAUGAAAGCUUCAACGUGUACAGGAGGGCCCCGAUUUAUAAACAGCAAGAUCCAAAUUCCUCGACAUCCCCAGCAUCCUCUUUGGCCGGUCGGAACAGCCUCAGCCCGCCACGGCCAGCUGAUUUCUCCCGCUACCAUGACGACAGAUGCAGAGACUUCAGGCUCAUCUAUGACCAUCAGUACCCAUUAACACAAAUGGAGAGAGGAGUGUCUAUGCCUAAUUUGUUGGAACCAAAUAUCUAUCCAUAUGAAAUGCUCACAGUUAGUAACAGAGGACGAGUGAAGCUUCCCAGGGAUGUUGACAGAACAAGACUUGAGCGUCACCUAUCCCCAGAAUCAUUCCUCCACAUCUUUGGAAUGGAUAUUCAAGAAUUUGACAGACUUCCACUUUGGAAACGUAAUGACAUGAAGAAGAAAGCCGAUCUUUUCUAAUACAUGCUGUGAAUAUGUGAUGCAUGAGCUCCUUUGAACCUGUAUGUUUAUUCGUAUGUAAAAAUAGCACAAAAAGUAAGAACAUUUGUGGUUGGUUGAUUUUUUUUUUGUAACAAUUGCAUUUGUAGAUUCAAUAGCAAAAUAACUGAUUAGAGAAGAUUUGGCAAUUUUUUUCAUGGGCGCAACCCACACACUGCUCAACCUACAAAUACAUUUUCUAACAAAUGUAGCACCAUUUAAGGGAGAAUAAACAGGCUUUUCAGCCGCAUAAGAUUUGUUGCCAAGAAACAUUGUUCAAAGCAUCAACCAAACACAAAUGUCCUUACUUUCUGUGCUAAAUUUUUGGCACAGAAAUAUGAAAUGUUUCCCUAAAAACCGGACAGUUCAUAAUUAUCCUGGGACACUGUACCUUUUCACCUUUUUUAGUUAUUCAUAGGUUAUAGUAAGGAAUUAUAGCAUAGUUAAAAUUAUAAUAUCCUAAGACAACGAACUUAACCUUAUUUAUUUGUGUUUCCACGGGCAGCCGUGUAUCCUCUAGAUUCCCUGCUUAUAUUAAACAACUCCAUAUUUUUAUUCUUGGACUCUGCUAGAGCAGCUGUUCAUGAUUUACAGUUUUUAAUAAUUUUCCUUUCCCUCUCCUUUAAGACAACUUUCUUCUGGUUCGCUGAUGUCCUCACAUACAGAUCUGUGCCUGAGAUGAUAAUAUUAAUACAUCAUACAGAGCCAAGGGUAGAAAAAACUGUCAGUGUUUAGCGGUCUAAAGCCUGAACUUCAGACACAUAGAUAUUAUCGCUUGGAUCAUUUGAAACCAUGGCCUUGUUUAACAUGAGCAUCCACCAUUGUAACUAUAUGUAACACUAUAUGGACAAUAGUAUUGGACCAUGCCACUAGGAUCUCUGAAUUUAAGUGUGCGACUGUAAUUGGAUGUCACUGUUGCAGAAAGUAAAUUUGUGAAAAGCCUUCCCUUCUAGAUAUUGAGUGAUCAGCUCUGAGACAUUUUAUGCUACACUCAUCAGGCACUUUGUUAGUGUCGCUCAGUUUGAACUUCAGCAGGUCAUUUUCACCAGCGGCCCCCAACCUUUUUUGCGACAUGGACCGGUUUAUGUUGGACAAUAUUUUCAUGGACCGGCCUUUAAGGGGUCACGGA